Molecule: messenger RNA, 599 nt
Organism: Megachile rotundata (alfalfa leafcutting bee)
Lineage: Eukaryota; Metazoa; Arthropoda; Insecta; Hymenoptera; Megachilidae
Source: RefSeq, a predicted model, not a curated record
UGCGAGUAGAACACCAGCUAAAGGCAAAGUUGGAAGAUUUCCAUUUUUGGAAAUUUUUGUUAACUAAGGCGCCGAGAAAGACUACAAAAUGGUCAACAUGAAGCUCUCAAUAUUUUUGCUAUCGUGUUUGUUGGUUGGGACAUUGGCCAAACCUAGAUCAGAAGUAGAAGAGAGGCCAAAACGAAAUUCUGAGGCUGAGAAUAGCAAUGAUUCCUUUUCACUGCAAAGUCUAAUGGCAGGAUUACCAGGCAAUUUGCCAACUGUUCUAAGGGAGCUUCCAGGAGACCUUUCAGAUAUAACUUCAUCUGUCGCACAGAUCAUAUCGGGUGAAACUCCCAUGGAAUCAGUAAUGUCAAACAUCCAAAGAUUCCUCAAACAAAUUAAUCCGUUGAGUUCAAUUUUGAACUCUAUCCCAAUAAUUUCCACCCUUUACAACGUUGUAAUAAGAUUUGUGAGCAUACCCAUUACUAUCGUUGCCAAUAUAGUGAGUUUAAUUCUUAGAAUUAUUGGAAAAAUAUUGCCAGGAUUCAGUCUAUCAGGACUUUAAACAUGCAUGUUAUUGUAUGACACGUGAUUAUAAGAAUAAAGUCAAAUCCUAA